UCGCACGAAAUCAGUUGACCAUCUCCAGCGACUGUAGAAACACCGUGCAACAUGUGGACGAAAUUGACCGCUCUGCUCUUGCUGUUCGCCGUCGCGACGUCUGUGCUCCUCGACGAACCAGAAAGGAGAUGCGUGGAUGGGAAAAGUUAUAACGAUGGAUGCAACUGGUGCAACUGUAUGGGAGGAUUGACGGUGUGCACUUUAAUGGAAUGCGAACGAUACGAUUCUGAAACCGGCGAAUACGUUCCAACAGAGAUUCUGCCUCCACCGGAAGAUUAUUGGGUCGCCUAAUUAGAGUGUAAUCGUUCAAAUUAUGCAGUGUCUACGGUCUUGAUUUAUAUGGAUCGUAUCUUGCCCGAAGGAAGGCUUCUUCUGCUGCUAAAAAUAUUGUAUGUCUUUAUCGAUCACUGUGCUGUACUGUUGGCUAGAAUUAAUUGUAUGAGAAAUGACAGUGUAUCUGGCACGAGAAUCUACUGAAAUCGAUUCGAGCAUCGGCACCAGAAA
Messenger RNA from Megalopta genalis, 504 nucleotides. The record is from RefSeq and is a predicted model, not a curated record. Lineage: Eukaryota; Metazoa; Arthropoda; Insecta; Hymenoptera; Halictidae.